AUGAACACCCGAUUCUAUUUCAAUAUUCCUAAAGAUCGCAACAAUUUUUACCUAGCCGCGCUAGGAUGUUUAGUAGUAUUUUUUGGAAUAUAUUUGAUAUUUUCUGUAUUGUUUUCGUCCAAUGAUAAUGAUUUCGAUGAUGAUAAUGUUACGAUUUUGAAGCAUACCCACGCUUUUAUACAUUCCGCAUAUUAUUAUCAGAAAUCUGAAACCCUUGGAGAUAAUGCGAUUGCUUUGGUGAUGAGUAUAAAUAAAUUAACGGCUGAAAAUAUUCUGGAUAUGAAUAUCAAAUUGUUAGCGACGAAUGAAACUCUGGACAGGUUUCCAGUGAAAGCAAGUUUGACAAGGUGAGUUGGACGUUCUUUGAAAAUCAAAAUCAAAUCUUCUGGUCCAGUGAGCACCGAUUCAAUGGGUCUUGUGAAUACGUCACCGUUCUGGCUCAAGCCAACACUAUCGAGAACAUGGGUCGGCUGGAAAUCCAGGGUGGAAAUCGUGUGAUUGACAAACUGCUAUUCAAAAAACCUUUGGAAACAUCGCCAAGUAAGGUGGUGUUUUGUGUGGCUCCACAAUUGGGCGCCGAGAAUUGGCAGGAGUUUUUGCGGCAGGUCCACGUGGCAAAACGAUAUGGAGCGCAUUUGCAUAUUUAUGUGAUUAGUAUGGUGGAAAAGUAUUUUAGAUUGAUGAAGGAAUAUGAGAGCUUGGUGAGUUUCAAGACAGCUAUUUACUAGUUACUGAGGAUGAGUUUCCAGGGUUAUAUCAGUUUGGAGCCUUGGCUCACUGUGAAAUAUUCGCAUGUUCGUGAACGUGUUGAUGAACCGAAUAAAAACAUCGAGAUUCUUCAAAGAACAUCAGCGUUCACUGAUUGUAUUUUGAACUACAAAGAAGCUGCGGAGUUUGUUGGAAGUAUUGAAAUGGAAGAUUUGCUAUUCCCAAUUGGCUCGACGUCAUAUUACGAAGAAUUUGAGAAACAAUAUGAUGGAAGUUAUUUGUACAGCGCAUUAACCUACGCUAGACAGACUUUAUUGAUUCCGCAGACAGCGGAAGAUUCUAUCUCGGUAUCGUCACUUUUCGAAACAGUUCUGGCUGGUGACGUCAGUUCGUAUGGUAGAUCUUUUGUGAGAACAUCAAAUUAUAAUUCAACGUGGCUGCAUUGGAGUCGAAAUUCGGAUUUGAUUCCCAGAGAGAUUCAAGGGAAUGUCACAUAUUUGCAGCAUAAGCAAGUUGAAGGUUGCAGAAUUUUUAACUUCAAAAAGGCAGAUAUCGGAAAUGAUACUAGAACUGAAGUUAUUAUGGAUGAUAAAAUUCUCGCGGAAAUUGAAGAAGAAUUAAAAAGUCAUCUAGAGUUGCCACAAAUCAAAAAAUUGAUGGCGCAUCUUCCAAGAAACAAACUCUACUCUCCAAUUUUUGAGAGAUGUUUCGAAACUCUAACUUCUUCAGUGUCACCACAAGAAACAGUUUGUAUGGAUAUGUAUUCGUGUGAAUUGCCACGUCGAGAAGAUGUUCCUUGCAUUCACAGUGAUGGUCUCUACAGUUCCAUGAUUCCGAUGAGACCGAUCACUUAUCAUUAUAGUAGUGAGCAUUUUUUCAGCAGGAACAUUGGUUGUAAUGUUUAA
Caenorhabditis angaria is the source of this 1613-nucleotide messenger RNA. The record is from the annotation of a GenBank genome assembly. Lineage: Eukaryota; Metazoa; Nematoda; Chromadorea; Rhabditida; Rhabditidae.